Moneuplotes crassus is the source of this 813-nucleotide messenger RNA. NCBI's taxonomy places the organism in Eukaryota, Ciliophora, Spirotrichea, Euplotida, Euplotidae. The record is from the annotation of a GenBank genome assembly.
GCCAAAAUGGAGGAGACACCAGAUAGUAUGCAAGCCAAGCUUGCCCAUGUAAGAAGUCUAGAGAAAUCAGUGUUGGAAAAGAGCAAGAGGGAAGAUUAUAAGAGAUCAAAAAGUCUUCAUUUUAAUAUGCACUCAGAAGAAAUUCAUGCUAGUCUGUUGAACUCCGAUGUUGAAUUUUAUUUUACAGAUAUCGCAUUUUUUCUUUAUUUCGACGAUUUGCGUUAUAUGAAAUUUGCAAAGAAACUAAGACAUCUUGCAUUUUUUGAUAUAAACAAUAUUGUUUGAUGUGACAUUUUGGAUAAAAAUAAACAUAUAUACAGUUUUUUAAAUUCUUCAUUUCCACAUAAGGUAAAUAGUUUUUGGAUAAGUUCAAAAUAUACAGUAAAACUAGAUCCUUCCUAUUAUUUUGAUUGAAUUAUGAGAAAUAGUUCAAGUAUCAUUCAGUCUGUGGGAUUUGCUGGCUUCUGAUUUAAUGACCAGCAAUUAAAAAGACUGAUCACCUCUUUUAAACAUGUCAGAUUGUUAUCCCUUCAAAAUUGCAAUUUAUGUGUUCUUGUUGUUCAUGAUUUCUCAAAAUCACUUAAAAAUGCCAAGAUUAAGAAAAUAACACUACUUUGGUCAGGCCAAACCAAUGCGAGUGAUUGGAAAAACAAUCUGGAUGGAUUUAAGAAUCUAAUAAAAAGCCUUGCUACAUCUCAAGACCUCAAGCUCACUUUGAAGGAAAUAAACAUGAGAUAUUGCAGCAUUGGCCAAGAGAAAGCCUUAAAAAUUCUCAAAGAGAACGGAUUGAGUCAUAUAAAAGUUCUAAUUUAG